AUGGCGCAAGAAUGUUUGCCAGAGUCCUACGUUAUGCGCACGUGGAGGCCAUAUCCCGUCAUGGCGUGGAUCCUGUGGGGCGCGCGCUCAGGCUAUGGCAAGAGUAAACCUUCCAGUGUGUUUCUCAACAAAGGGCGGCCGGCGCAGCGGCCCGCUCCUCGCCUGCAGCCCCAGCAGCGGCAGCGGCUGCGGCGAUGAGCCAGCGCUUCGGCUGCUAGCCUGCCCGCGCCCGCGCCCCGCCCCGCACUCCGCACCGCCCCCACGAGCGCUGGUCCUGCCAAGAAUCUGGGCACAGGUUGGACAACGGCACCCUGUUCUGGAGAAUCCACUUGGACCAGGACCUCUUUGACACGAUUAUCGCCAUUUAUCCGGAGUGGUUCAAAGACUACAACGUGAAUCGGGCGUCGACUAUGGCCGAGGGCGGGAGCGGCAGCAGCGGCGCCUCCCCCGAGCCCGGCCCUGCGGGUCCCGCUGGCCCCUCCCCCGCCGGCUCCUCGGCGCACGCCAGCCGCGGCCCGCUGCCGCUGUCGCCGCCCAAGGCGGAGGUGGACGACUCCCCCUUGCAGAAGUCCAUGGACAAGAACAAGGAAUCUCUGAAGGUGAAGCUGAUGCUCCGGCGGCCCAUCAACCAGUUGGUGGCGCAGGGCAUCAUGCCACCUCUCAAGACACCACCUGCGUUUCAUGAACAAAGGCAAAAGUUAGAACGUGCCAAAAUGGGUGACUUGUUGAAAGCAAAGAUCCAACAACGUCCUGAUCGUCAGGAAUUAGUACGACAACACAUUUUAGAAGAUGUUGGACAUGUUGAUCCAUCACUUGCGGAGCGGCAACGAAUGCUGAAAAAGGCUCGUCUUGCUGACUCUCUCAACGAUCAGCUUUCUCAUAGACCAGGCCCUCUUGAACUAAUCAAGAAAAAUAUUUUGCACACUGAAGAACCCAUUGAGAGAGCAGUAAAAGAGGGUGUUAUACCAUUCAAAGCAACCAGUGAAGGACAGGUGACCAAGCCACAACAUCCCAACAGAUAUAUAACAUUUGAAGAAGAUUCUCAGAGUUCAGAAGGAGCACAGUCACCUCUGCAAACACAACCAUCAACAAGUUUACCUGAAGUGCGAUCCCAACCUGAUGUGUUGGAAGCUGCUGCGGCCUCAGCAGGUAUUGUGACAGUUGCUCUGACCAUCCCAACUGCAGGAGGUGCUGUGGUGGUUACAUCUGCCACUCCAACCGUGCAACAUCAGUCCCUGACUGCAUCCCCUGCACAUACUGUCAGUGUUAGUGCAACACCAAUUGAACCUCAGCCUCCACAGUCAUUGACAUUUGCGGACUUAUGCAGCAGUGUUGUGGGAGGCACAAGCCAUGGACUGGCUCCAGCUCCAAGCCCAAUGAGUCUUGGUUCUACUACGUCAAGCUUAAGUCCUCUGAGUUCAAUUUCAGUGUCAUCCCCUCCAGCUCCCCCUACUCCUUCACCGACUGUUACCAUUACCCCCAGGCCUGCUCCUCAGCCUUCUCCGAUCUCAGUGGUUUCGUCUCACCGAUCAGAUGCACCUGGGAAAGACAAAAAUCGUAAGAAAUCUAAAAGUAAGGCACAGCCAAAGACACGGACCAUCAAGUUUCAUGAAUACAAAGGACCACCAAAUGCUCACAAAUCUGCUCCUAUAAAUGCUUCCCCUGUGGAAACAUCUUAUGAACUUCUCCUUCAGCAACAGCAGUUGUUCCUUCAGUGGCAGCUUGAGUGGCAACAUAAGUACCCUCAGAUCAUCUUGCCAGCUUCCCAAAAGCCCCUUGCUGUGAGUUCAGAUGCAGGAAAUAGCCAACAGCCAACAACACCUGCGUUGUCUGGGCUUAUUGCUGUAACUUCCCCUGCGUCAGCACAGCAUGCCACUUCUCCAGUGGCUCACAGCCCAGGUGCUGCCCAGCCUGCCACUCCUGCGCCUGCUUUGCCCACUGCACAGCCUUCAGUUCCACAGUCAGCUACUCCAGUUCCAAAUCAAGAGUCUUCCACUCCACAGAGCUUUCCCACCUUUAGAACUCUCACAAAGUUGGAAGAUAUGAAGGUGAGUGACCUCAAAGCCGAGCUCAAGCGUCGCAACUUGCCCGUGUCUGGUUCGAAGCCCCAGCUGAUAGAACGCCUCAAGCCUUACAGUGAUGCAUCUCAUCAGCACGACAGCCAAAACAACCAAAACAGCCAAAACAACCAAACAACAACCAUUCCAAUGAGCCAUAUGGGACACAUAAUCAUGGACACCCAUGGUUCAGUCAUGAAUGAAGAGUCUCUCCCUGGGGAUACUCCUGUAUCACCACCUUCACAACAAAUGUCUUUAACUGUGGAGAAUUCUAUUGGGGAAGAUGAUGUGAGCCUGCCAAACCUAUCGCCUAGCUCAGAGCAGCAACAGCUUUCUCCACUUUCACCCACUAUGUCUCCUGAUGGAACAGCAGAUAUGGAAAUGGAUACAAGUGAUGGAAACCUAGCUGCAUCUACUUUGAAUUCACCAGCAGCUCAGUCUUCUCCUCCUCCACAACCUCCAUCUCCAGCUCAGGGUCAGAUUCCCAUGAGUGAAGAUAUUAUUAGAGAUCAACAACGGAAAAUUGAAGAGUUGCAGCGAGAACUCCUUCGUUCACAGUUACAGUUAAAGAAGAUUAGAAGUAAAGAAUUAAACACAUGCUCACCAGUUCCUCAAAUUGCACAGAAGAAUGCUGUGCCCCAUCAUAAACUUCUCUCUGCAGGGAUGACUGUGAAUACAACCCCAAAUGGGAUUGUUAUUGGUUCUGAUCUUACCCCUAAGCAACAUCAAAAAAUGAUCCUGCAGCAGCAUAUACAACAAAAGAAACAACAGCAGCAGUUGCAGCAACAAAUCCAAGCUUUGCAACAACAGCAACUUCAACAACCUCAGCAGCCAAAACAAACAGCUACUUUUCAACAACAGCAGCCCCAGCAGCAGCAGCAGCAGCAGCAGCAGUCACAACCCCAGCAACAGCAACUAGAAGCUCAGCAAAAACAGUCAACACAACAGCAGCAACAACAGCCACAGCAAGCAUCUCCGCAACAGUCACACUGCCCUCUUCAAAGUCCAACGGGUUUGAGUGCCAAAGCAAGUUUGGCUGCUUUUCUUCAGAAUCAAAGCCAGCAGAAUCAGCAGCUAACAAAUUUGCUGCAUCAACAGAAUGUUGCAUCUAACAAUAAAAAUAAUAAUUGUCCUAUGGCAUCAAAUAAUAAGAAAAACAUGGCUGGUAAAAGUAUUGUUCUUGGUCAACAACAAGCUGCUAUUGUAUUAAAUCAACUCAAUCUUCAAAAACAGAAAACUGCUGCACCAAAUGGUGUAGUGGGGCACCAAAGGACAUCAUCUCUUCCCAACUUUAUUGGUUCUUUCCUUAAUCAUCAGCAGCAGCAAGCACAAUCAUCAGUACAGGCUUCACCACCCUCCGAUGAUAACCAAAAGCCAACAACUGAUGCGAUUCCUCGUAUAACUAAUGAAACUCUUCUCAUCCCUAAACCACCACCACAAUAUGAAGAGGCUACAAAGCAGCUAAAAGUGAAACAGGAAAUUCCAUCUGAUUGUGCUACAAAAGCCAACAUACGGCCGAAGAAUGUGAAGAGUCAAAUGAUGGAUGAUGUGUUGGAGAUCCUCAUAAAAAAUGGAGAACUUCCUCCUAGUGCUGCUCAAGAUCCUGCAACACCAACUACUCCUGGUCGAUCUCUUCCUCAUGGUCUCAUUUUCACAACAUCUGCAACUGCAACCACAACUACAACUACAACAUCUACUGUUAAUGGCCCAGUGGAUACUAUGGUUGCAUCUCCACCUGCACCACCACCUCCACCCCCACCCCCUCUGCCUCACACAACAUUUGCAAUUACUCUUCCGACAUCCAUUACAUUAACAUCCCAGCAAGAUAACCAUGAGUCAAACACUGCACCUUUCCAGAUGCAAUUUACUGGAACCGACACAUUUGAAUUUUUACUCGGUGGCGGUGAAACAAGUGCAAAUAGCAGGUCACAAACUCAAGAUACAAAUCCUGGGCCCGCUCUUACGAGUGAUUUGCCACCACCUUCUGGGAUUGAUUUGAAAGAGUUGGGACUGGACUUAGAAACUCUUGAUUCUAUGGAUUUUGGUAAUUUUGGUGAUUUAUGUGCACCUGUAAAGAUGCCUUCACCAAAUCAUUUAUUGGAAACUGUGACUGAUAUGGAGAUUGGGGGUUCAGGAGAUCCUGUUAACGAUCAGAUCAUUACACCAAAAGAAGAGAUGCUUCAUGAUCAGUUGAUGAACCAGCAAACCUGUGAAUUCAUGGAUAUAGGAGAAAUGCCCAUGGACAUGGAUGAUCCUGAUUGGCUGGAGUCUUUGAUGCCCACUGAUCAAAAUGCAAAUGGCAAUGUUGAAAGUACUUCUGUCAUGACUCCUCCACAUCAAAGUGCAUUCACUAUUCCACCAUCUACUGGAAGCAAUUAUCAUUUCAGUCAUAAUAAUGUUGAUUUGGAUUCAUAUGACCCUUUGUUAUCCAAUAGUCAAGACCCAUUUGAUUUAUUUAAUAUUGAAGACCCUGACUUCAAAAUGUCUGCAGACUUAAAUGCUCUUGGGUGGGACAAAGUGGAUUUUGCUACUUAGCAGAAAAUUGAUUCCCUAGUGGUAUUUUGUAGAGAUGACUUUUUCUCUUGCUCUCUUCAUGCUACCAUGAAAUCAGCUCUCAUAGAGCUGGUAUGAUUUGAAGACUAAACAAAUUAUGUUGUGAACAGCAGUGAAAAGUGACUUUACUUUACUUGGUGGUUCACAGCUAAUGUUUUAAAGUGGGAAGCAGUUUGUUUCUUGCAAGAUACUUGAGGAUAAUUUGCUUCGCAAAGUUUGUGUUUACAUUAAUGGGCAGUAUAGACAUUUGUGUAAAUAUGCAUGAAUUUGCUUUGUGUGAACAUUUGAAUACAUAUACCUGUAUGUACUUCACAAUAUAUAUCUGCCCAGCCAUCGUGUGCGAAUGGAAAAAGAAAAUGCAAAGUAGGUCAAAGAGAAAAGGGAAAUAAUUUUGAGUUUUCAGUCAAAAUAGUAAUUUUGCAACCCUACAUUGUUGCAGAAUGAUACCAUAUUUGGUCAUUUCAGAGGUGUAUGUGAAUUGUUUGUUGUACGCCAGAUAUAAAAUUUAAAAUGUAUUUUUUGCGCCCACUUCAUUUUCCUAUGAAGAGGCCAUGAGAACCUUUGAUUUUAAACUUUCUUGAAAAUUAAGCAUGAAAAUAGAGAAGACACCUCUUUUUACAAGCAAGUGCCUUAGAUAUCAAAGAAAAAGGAUAGGUGGAUUUUAUUUCCUUUAAGCAAAACCACUGCCUCUUGAAGAUGAUUCAACUGCAUUAAUUUGCCUUGGACCAUCAGGUAAUGGAUAAUGAGCAAAAUUAUGCAAGGACCAUAAAGACAAGGAUAUUAUAAAUAUGAAGGACCAGUCUACGUAAAACAGUGAGUUUACGUAAUUAGAUUGUAAGUCAUUCAGGGCAUGUGUCCUUUUUAUUAUUAUUUUCCCUUCAAUAUACAUUUCUUUUGCCUUGAAAAGUUUUCCCUGCAACUUUUGAGACAAAUUAUCUAAGGCUACAUAGUCUCUAAAAUAUGUACUAUGUAUCGUCAAAGUACUUAACCAUAUAAUGUGUAGUUUAGAUUUAUACUUUUCCAAGCUGAAAAACAAAAGAUAUUUCCAAAUAAUGUUUAUAUUACUACAGAUAUCCUGUUGUAGACAUGCCAGUCUCUCUGCUUUAUGCAGUUUGUAGCUUUUAUCAUAUGAAUUUCAUGUAUACAGCCAAAAUAUGUACGUAUCUUACAAAUUUUAAGUUACAAAGAAAUUGUAAACGUAUCUUAUAAAUUUUAUGUAUACAUACACAUUUUGAUAACUAUAAUGAAGCAGAAAGUACACAUGUAUUUCUGGUACUUAACACACUCAUAUUGUGAUGAUAGAAAGGCUUUCCAUUACUUGCUUCCAGUUUAAUCAAGAAAUGACUUUGUUGAUUUUUGGUGAAAUUUGAACUCUUUUGUAGUGAAUGUGUACAUGUUUCUUGAAUGUGUGUGUGUAUGAAAUUGUAUAAUAUGAAAAUGAAUGUUUAUAUGUUCAAGUAUGUAUGCAUAGGUGCAAUUGAAAAUGCAUAAAUGUAUACAUAUAUUUGUCAUUAAUGUGCAGUAUUGUUGAAAAAUGUAUAUAUCUACUGCCUGUGCAUGUAUUUGCUCCAGAAUAUGGUGCAAAACAGGAGAUUGUGAUGUCUGUUGAAAGUAUUACUGUUGUAUUACUUUCAGUGUGGAAAUGAUUUAUUGUCAUCAUCUGCAAUGUCAACAGACUAUGAAGAUAUGUAUUCUUCAGUUUUUAAUAAAUGGUACUGCCCAUAUGUACAUCUCAGCAUGUGAAUGAUGAAUGCUUGUGGGGUUUCAGUUGAAAAAGAUACAUUCUAACUAUCACUCCACAUAUACAAGUGGAGAAUGUGAGGAAUAAAUUUCUAGAAGCAGAGAAAAGAUUAUUGUGUCAGAGAAAAAGAAUGGAAGAAACCUGAGUGUAUUUGUAUGUGAAAAUUUCCUGGUACACUUCGUAAAGUGUUAUCCAUGCUACUAGUUUCUAAUGGGUUUCGUGUGUAUGUGUGCAUGGUAUGAUUUCUUAAAAUACCAUGUAUGACAUGUACAAAUUGCAAAAGAUUGGUGCUCAAAUCUUUUUUGAUGUUUAAAAUAUACUAAUACAAUCACCAUCGGUGCGUUUUAGUGAAAAUUAAUAUUACCGUUACUAAUAAUCAUUUUGAAUGUGUUCACAUGCAUUAAUUACUAAACAUCAUGUUUAGUAUGCUUCAACAACUAAUUCAAGGCAUAACUGAACAACUUCAUUAAAGAGAGAUUUUAUGAAAACUCAUUGAAGUAGUUGUGAUCUUAUUUAGGGUAACACAACAUGAGGACCCAAAAUAUUUUUGCAUGCAACUCACUAGGGAUGUGUGUAUAUUAUAUCUUCAAUUUAAUGUUGCUUUGUGUUUUAGUUGCUGUAUCUGCUGCUUAAACACACAUACACACAUUUACUCAACACUUUGUAGAUAAGAAAUAAGAUUGACAUCUUGUCUGUUUCUUAACAAAACAGAGAAUUAUUCUGUAUGAUAGUGUAGUUAUUGAUGAAAGAAGGAAGGAAGUUGUCUUGAUUUUUAAAUAGCCUAAUCCUUGAAUCAGUUUGUAUGCUGUUUUGGUUAUUGAUUUUAUUUUACAGUUUUGUUUGUUUUAGUGACAUUCCAUGUACAAAAAUGAAAGCUUUCUAGUGGACCUGCUAUGAUUUAUUUUAGUGCAAUUAUUGGGCAGGCUGAUGACUUGCUCUAGUCUCUGGUGCUGUGCAAAAAAUUACACAUUUCUGUCAGAGGACAAUGGUAAUUUAUAUCAAUAGUAAUUUAUAAUUAUAAUAAUUGGACCAUUAAUAUUACUAAAUUACCUCUCUACAAACAUUUUAUUAUGUACUGAAAAAUAUUUACAAUUUGUAUAAUGUUGUCCAUGCCUAGUUCAUUUUUUACUAUAUUUAGUGUUUCUGUUCAGCAUGAUUAUGUUCAUAUUGUUAAUAAUAAUUGUUACCUUAAUUAUUAAUAAACGAAUCAACUUCUGAUACUCUGUUUUAGACUGGUUGUACAUGUAUCAAUUGCAUACACAUUCCAGAAAUGAAACUAUAUCAAAACCAAGCAACCAGAAAAUCCUAUGUUUUCCAAUAUUGUUUUGUUAUAUUUGUGUAGCCUUAGUCCUUUUUAUUUCUUAACUUUCUGUCUAUUUACCUAUAUCUGUGUGUUCUUGUAUCUUGGUGCUGCUCCAGUAGCUAUUACCUAUCCUGUGGUCAUCAGUCUGUCCAAAUAGUGUUCUUAUUGUAUAUUACGUUGCAUGUUUAAAGAACCCUGACUGGAACAAACAGAACUCAGAUUUAGAAGUUGAUGUGGCAACUUUUAUUUCUUUUCAAAAUGACUUCUAUUGUAAAAUUCAGUUUAAAACUUCAAAACACGGGCUUUACUAUCAAAAUAGCGUGCUCAGCAGUAUUUCUGAUAUUUGUAAAUACUGCAUUUCACAUAUGCAUCUCUUCAUUUUCGUAAGACAUAGGUUACAUGAAAAUUGACAGCUCUACAUUAUGUGUUGUAUUAUCAUGUGUGAAAUACCAAAAAUAUCUUGUAUAUGAUAAAAUUGUGAAUAUUGCAGAAUGAAAAAUAUUUGUGUAUGAAAGACAGUUUUCAUUCUUCAGCUCUCUUUGUAGAAUUGUUUACAAAAUUGUUAGGUAUUGUAUUUAAAAUCAUGAUGGACUUACAAUGUAAAUAAAUUCCAGAAGCUGAAAUUGAGCAUGAGGUAAUUAAACUUUGCCGUGUACAUUGUAUUUUGAGAUUUGGCUUGUAGUAUAAUGGUUGUUUAUUUUGAUUCUUCUGUAUCUACAAUGAGUACCUGGGUUCCAGGUUUCUAUCUAAAAAGUCGCUUUUUGUUUGCUUGCUUGCUGACGUGCUUGAUUGUCGUAUGUUUGUGAACAAGGCUAUUUUUCAAGAUAUUGAUCAAAUUAAUGCAGGCCAAUGAAAAUGUAAAAAUAUUUUCCCAAUUAUACAUAUUGAGAAAAUGCUCAUAAUUUAUUCCAUAUUUAUAAUGAAAUUUGGUAAAUGGAAUUCUUAUACAAUUUGGUGUUAUAUUUUACAAAACUACACUAUUUGAUGUUCAUGACCCUGCAAAAUACAAUGCAUCAUUCUUAAUCAAAAGUACCUAAUAUCUAAGGUAUGUGAAUUUCAUUCAUUUUCAAAAACUAAUUUCAAAGUCAGAAAAAAUAAGAUGUAUAAUUUACUUUUGAAUUGUUUUUAUAUCGUAAGAGAUUCUCAAAGAUGAAGUGACUUAAUACUGUAGUUUUAAUUUUACUAUAGAAUAUGUAAAUAUAUAAUGACAGUAACUGCAUUGCACAGAAGAUGAAUACUUAUUUUGACAGUAAAUUCCAAGAUUUCCCUGAAUAUAUGUUUUAAACUUUUAUUCUAUCCUCAAAAUUGUGGUCUGAAAAAAAAAGUUUUUUCGUAUUUUUGUCAAGGAACUAUUUCUCUGUGCAAUUGAUUGUAAAGGUGUGACGUAAUUGUAAAUAUGCUGUUGAAAUGAGACCCUUGUAAUUUGGGUUUGAAUGUGGUAAACUGAAAUAAAAACACACACACACAUUACC
This is a messenger RNA of Gryllus bimaculatus (two-spotted cricket), 9126 nucleotides long. The record is from the annotation of a GenBank genome assembly. Lineage: Eukaryota; Metazoa; Arthropoda; Insecta; Orthoptera; Gryllidae.